Cucurbita moschata (crookneck pumpkin) is the source of this 1041-nucleotide messenger RNA. Its product is annotated as PRA1 family protein D-like. The transcript has 2 exons. Gene Ontology annotation, biological process: vesicle-mediated transport. NCBI's taxonomy places the organism in Eukaryota, Viridiplantae, Streptophyta, Magnoliopsida, Cucurbitales, Cucurbitaceae. The coding region runs from base 333 to 863 and encodes 176 amino acids. Gene Ontology annotation, cellular component: endoplasmic reticulum; Golgi apparatus. The record is from RefSeq and is a predicted model, not a curated record.
AAGUAACGGAGCAGCUUCCAUUUCCAAGAUCCAUAUUUUUGUUCCUAUAAAAUAUGGCAAAACCAUCAGCCCUCACUUAUCCACUGCAAUGCUUUUCACCAAUCACAACAUGGCCACAGUUCGUAAUGCGCGCCCAAUUUCUUCCUAAUUCUUGCCGCCGCCCCUCCUCCUCCUUCUCCGCCUCCGCUGCUCUUGAUUUUUCGUAACAGGGAAGAAGGCGGGAGUCGUGGGACUAAAGAUUUAAGCUUCGGAUCUUCCGCUUCUUUGCGUUUCUCUUUUUCUUGACUAAAUUACCAUUCAUUGGAGCUCCGGCAAAAAGAUUCCAGGGUUCUAUGCCAAUGUCUGCCGCUGAAUUCGCCGUCACUUUCAAGGAAGCUGGUCGAUCCGUCAUCGCCACUCGCUCCCCAUGGCGGGAAUUCUUAGACCCAUCUGCUCUUAGCCUUCCUUCUUCCCUCUCCAACGCUACGACUCGAAUGUCUCAGAACUUGACCCGUUUCCUUUCCAAUUACUGUCUUCUCCUCUUGCUCCUCGUCUUACUUGGCCUCAUCUACCAUCCAUUUUCAAUGAUUGUCUUGUUCCUCGUCUUUGCUGCCUGGUUCUUCCUUUACUUCUCUCGCAACGACCCACUUAGGGUCUUUGGUUUUGACUUGGACGAUUUGGUUUUGGUCAUCAUUCUUGGAUUGACUACUGGAUUGGCGCUGGCGGGCGUUUUUGUGAAUGUGCUGAUUUCGCUUGCAAUUGGGGCGGUGGUGGUCUGCUUGCAUGCGGCUUUGAGGGCUACGGAGGAUAUUCUUGGAGAUUUGCAGGAUCCUUUUGGGGAUGCCCUGUUGGAUAGUCCAAGAGGUGAUUAUAGCGGCUUCUGAUUGAAUGUGUGGGUUUGUCUCACUAUUUAACCAUUUGAAGUUCUGUUUUUUUUUUUUCCCCCAAUUGGUUUACAUAUAGAAGUUUGACAGUUUGCUGGUCUGUAUACUGGUCUUGUUGGAUGAAAUGUACAUUGCAAAACUCAAUGAAUUGCAGAAAAGUAUUCAUGUUUAUUAAGCU